AUGCUCUGCUGGGUGGCCUGCAGCGGCGGGAGCGGCCCGGGCGCCAGCCCCGCCGGGCCCCUACCCCGCUGCGGCCACACCUUCACCACGCUAGCCAACGGCGAUGUCCACGUGCUGUUUGGCGGCGCCGGCCGCGGGACGGGCACCAAGGCCACCUACCUCGCUGAUGCACACGUCGCCCGCGUGGCAGCAGAUGGCAGCGUCACAUGGCAGGCGCACAAGGUCCGCUUCAACGACUGCUGGAUCCUAGACGUCUCGGCCCAGCGCUGGGCGCUGGCCGAGGUGGCGGGCAGCCCGCCCACGCCACGCGCCCACCACACAGCAUCCAAGCUGGGCGACAAAGUCUUCUUUUUUGGAGGCUACGGCGGCGGUGGCGCCGAUCUGGGCGACCUCUGGGUGCUGCACCUCGGAGGCGGGGGCCUGCGGUGGGAGGAGGUGUCGGCGUCGGGGCCUGCACCUCCGCCGCGCUUCGACCACACCGCCACGCUUGUUGCCACCGCCGCCAACAGCCCCUCCCCAGACAAGCUGCUCAUCCUGGGCGGCAGGGACAGCACCCAGAACUUCACCGACGCUCAUGUGCUGGACCUGGAGAGCAUGGCAUGGGAGCAGGCGCAUGGCAUGCCCGCGCUGGGGGGCGAGAUCUGCAACCACCUGUGCUCCAGUGUGGAGAGCGUGCCCUACCACAAGGUUUUUGCGGGCUUUGGCAAGUGCGACACGCUGCAGUACGGCAACACGAUGCAGUGGAGCGUGCCUGAGACGGCGGGGCCAGAGCUGCCCCUCGGCCGGGAGGAGACGGCGUGGGUGUGGGAUGCCAAGUCUUUCUCUCUGGUGCUCUUUGGCGGGUGGGCCAACCGUUGGCUGGGCGACACCUGGCGUGCCGACGUCAGCACCAUCAUCGGCCCCGGCUACGCCUGCCUGGGCAUCGCCCCCGCCAUCGGCCCCGUGGCAGGAGGCACAGAGGUGACCAUCACAGGGCUGCGCUUCAGGGACGGCCAGAUCAGGGUGAAGCUCAUCUCGCCACGUGGCGAAAACAUAGUAGAGGGCACAUUUGUCAGCAGGGAGGCGGUGCGCUUCAAGACGCCGGCCCAUGAGCAGCACGGCGCGCUGCUCUGUAACGUGUACGUCAGCAUUGGCUCAGACAACUGGACAGUCAACCAGCUCAAGUUCCAGUACUUUUCCAACAUGCUGCCAUCUGCCAGCUUGGCGUACGGCCCUGGCGUGCUGCCACAGGUGCACUGCGGCAUCGAGAUGCCUUUCCUGCUGGUGUCUAAGGACACGACCAACCACAAGCGCACCUCCGGCGGCGACGGUUUUGAGAUCGCCGUGGAGAGCGAGUCGGGCGCGGUGGUGGGCUCCUCGCGCAUCGUGGACCGUGGCACCGGCACCUACGAGUGCUUUUACAGGGCACCGGCGCCGGGUCGCUACAAGAUUCACGUGCGCGGCGCUGGGACGGGCGGCGAGGGCGGCAUGGCCCACAUUCGCGGCAGCCCCUUCAGCGUGGAGGCCGCUGACCCCUGGCAGCAGCGGGGGCUGGUGGGGGUGGCCCCCGCCAAGCGCGCCGCCGCCACCCUGUCCUCUGUUGGCACCGACCUUGUGCUGUUUGGCGGGGACAAGUCGCUGGCGGCCGUGUGCCACGCACCCGGCGGCGAGGAGCCCUGGCAGUGGUUCCCCACCAGCGAGGCUGACCGCGCCACUGCCCGCAAGGGCCAUGCAGCGGCGGGCGUGGCGGGCACCAAGCAGCUGGUGGUGUGUGGCGGUCAGGCGCUGGAGGGAGAGCCUGCAGACCUGGCAGAUGUGCGGCUGCUGGUGAGCAACGGCAGCAGCUUUGCAGGCACCAGCUGGCACUGGCAGCCCGCUAGCGCAGCGGUCCAGCUGCACCAGUGGACAGAUGGCACAGAGGUGCCCACAGAGCGCAACUCCCACUGUGCCGUGGCAUUUGGCAGCACGCUGCUGGUCUUUGGCGGCGAGCACCAGGGGCAGCUGCUGCAGGAGCUGUGCCUGCUGGACUUGUCUAGCAAGGGAGCUGCUGCAGCCGCCGCCGGCGACGGCUUUGUGGCGAUCUUUGGCGGCUGUGCCUCCAAUGAGCAGGGAGAGGACGUGCUGCUCAAUGACCUGCACCUAGUGCAGGUGGAAAGCCUGUCUCGCGUGCGCUGCGGGCAGCAGGAGGCCUCGGGCGCGGCGCCGCCGCCGCGGGCAGGCGCCAUUCUGCAGGAGUAUGGCAGCGGCAGGCUGCUGCUGUACGGCGGGACUGGCGCGGGCGGCAGGCCCCUGGGCGAUGCCUGGGUGCUGGAUGUGGCCGCCCAGACAUGGGAGUGCCUGUAUGAUGGAGAGCCACAGACCCCGCUGGUGGCCCUGCACGGCGGCCAGCUGGUGAGCCUGGCCUCUGCCCCUGGCAGCAGCCGCCUGGACGUGGUGCGCAGCCUCAACCUGGAGCAUGCCGCCGAGUCGGUGUCCUUCCUCGCCAAGAUGCGCCCCGAGGUGGCCUCUGCCGCCAAGGACCUGGAGGCCUGGGUGGCCAAGCAGCAGACGGGGCUGGACCUGGCGGCCAAGGCCGACAGCACAGAGACGCUGCUCAAGGCAGGCUGCCGGCUGCCUGGGUGCUGGCUCCCCUCCCCUCAGGUGAUGGACGCACUGUACCUGGUGCGCUCAAAGCGGCGCGACACAGACCUGCUGUUUGACCAGCUCAAGGAGAGCUGCCAGCUGCUGGCGGGGGAGCACCGCGUCAAGGACGCCGCCCGCACCGACAGGCAGCUGGACGACCUGCGGCACCGGUGGGAGGCGGUGAAGAAGGCGGCGCCGCAGGUGCGCGCCUCCAUCAAGGCCGCCCAGGAGGCCGAGUGCGAGCGGGUCAAGGCCGACAUGGAGCGGUUCAGCGCCGCCGUGGCGCAGUACGUGGGCAGCAUCUACUCCAAGCGCGCCUUCUUCGCCUGGGCCACCGGCGUGGAGGCCGCCUUUUCUGACAUCGAAAAGACCUUCAAGGACCUGGAGGCCAUGCACGCGGAGCACAGCCGGCUGCACACGCUGGGCAAGCUGUUUGACUGCUCCCAGCUGCUAGAGGCGGCCGCAGCCAGCAUCAAGGCAACCGACGAAGAGCUGGCGGCGCUGCGCGCGCUGUGGCAGCAGGCGGCGGCGGCUGAGAAGAAGCUGGGCGACUGGAACCAGACGCUGUUCUCCGCCGUGGAUGUUGCUGCGCUGGAGGAGGGCGCAAAGGCGCUGGUGAAGGAGGUCAAGGCGCUGCCUGCGGCGGUCAGGGAGCAAGACUGCUUCCGGGGCCUGGAGGUGUUGGUCAAGAACUACCUGGCCUCUGUGCCGCUCAUCGGCGACCUGCGCAGCCCCGCCAUGCGCCCCCGCCACUGGCAGGCGCUGCAGGAGGCCACAAAGGUGCACUUUGAGGUGGGUGAGGAGUUCCGGGUGGAGGACCUGCUGCGCCUGCAGCUGCACAAGUACGCCGAGGAUGUGGCGGAGAUUGUGGACCGGGCGCAGAAGGAGGAGAAGAUGGAGACGGCGCUGGCCAAGCUGCAGGACACCUGGUCCAAGGUGUGCUUCGUGUUCCAGCCCCACCGCGGCAGCUCCGAGGUGUCCACCGUGAAGAUGGCUGAGGACGACUUUGCGGCGCUGGAGGACAACCAAGUGCUGGGCAUGAUGGCCAGCCGCUUUGUGGCCACCUUCCGCGACGAUGUGCUGGCCUGGAACAAGAAGCUGAACGCGGUGGCGGAUGUGGUGCAGCUGAUGGCUGAGAUCCAGCGCUCCUGGGCAUACCUGGAGUCGCUGUUCAUCCAGUCUGAGGAGGUGCGCCGGGAGCUGCCAGAGGCCACGCAGCGGUUUGCGGGCAUCGACGCCGCGGUGCGGGCGGUGCUGCUGGACAUGGUGGUGGCCAAGAACUGCGUGGCGUGCUGCACCAAGGAGGGGCUGCUCAGGCACCUGGAGGCGCAGCAGGGGGAGCUGGAGCUGUGUGAGAAGGCGCUGGCGGACUUCAUGGAGAGCAAGCGCCGCGCCUUCCCCCGCUUCUACUUUGUCUCCUCAUCAGACCUGCUGGAGAUUUUGUCGAACGGCAACAAGCCCGCAAGCAUCAUGCCCCACAUGGCCAAGAUCUUCCAGGCGGGCUGCAAGCUGCCUGCAGGGGGGCCAGACACUGAGCAGCAGCCUACCCUAACCCACCCACCUUUCUUCCUGGCCAUCAACGCGCUGCGGCUGGACACAGACAAGCCCGCUGCGGGGGUGCGGCCCAAGGCGCUUGGCAUGGAGUCGUGCGUGGGCGUUGAGUACGUGGCUUUCCAGACCCCGCUGGCGCUGGAGGGCAAGGUGGAGGCCUACAUGGGGCGGGUGGUGGACAAGAUGCGGGCCGAGCUGCGGGCGGUCAUGGGCGACAGCGUGCGCGACUACCCCGCCAAGCCGAGGGAGAAGUGGAUGUUCGACUGGCCCAGCCAGGUCGCCCUGAUGGUCAACCAGAUGUACUGGUGCCAAGAGGUGGAGGAGGCGUUUGGCCAGCUGGCAGGCGGCAACAAGAAUGCCAUGAAGGCUUACAAUGAGCGCCAGGUGGCGCAGCUGACACGGCUGAUUGAGAUCACCUGCACUGAGCUCAGCAAAGCUGACCGGCAAAAGGUGAUGAACCACAUCACCAUUGAUGCCCACAGCCGCGACGUGGUGCAGCACAUCGUGGAGACGGGGGCCGCCGACCGCGACUGCUUCGCCUGGCAGUCGCAGCUGCGCACCUACUGGGACAGCUCCAUCGGCGACUGCCGCGUGCGCAUCUGCGACGCCUCCUUCCCCUAUGGCCACGAGUAUCUGGGCAACGGCCCCCGCCUGGUCAUCACCCCCCUGACCGACCGCAUCUAUGUCACCGCCACCCAGGCCAUGUGGCUGUCGCUGGGCACCGCGCCCGCGGGGCCCGCCGGCACCGGCAAGACAGAGACGACCAAGGACCUGGCGGCGCAGCUGGGUCUGGCCUGCUACGUGUUCAAUUGCGCGCCCGAGAUGGACUACCACACGCUGGGCAACAUCUUCAAGGGCCUCGCAGCGCUGGUGCCGGAGGUGCUGUCGGUGUGCUCGGUGCAGUACAAGUGCGUCACCGAUGCGCAGCGACGCAAGGCGGCGCUGCCGGGGCGUGGCCUGGAGUAUGUGGACGCCCAGGGCGUCAAGCACCCGGCGGUGCAGGGCUUCACCUUUGUGGCGGCCGACGGCGUGGAGAUGCCCCUGGAGGAGGGCACCAGCGUCUUCAUCACCAUGAACCCGGGCUACAUCGGCCGUGCCGAACUGCCAGAGUCGCUCAAGGCCCUGUUCCGACCCAUCACUGUGGUGGUGCCUGACCGCCAGCUCAUCAUGGAGAACAUGCUGAUGGCAGAGGGCUUUGUGACGGCCAAGGCGCUGGCCAAGAAGUUUGCGGCGCUCUACUACCUGCUGGAGGACCUGCUGUCGCCGCAGAAGCACUACGACUGGGGCCUGCGUGCCAUCAAGAGCGUGCUGGUGGUGGCGGGCGGCCUGCUGCGCAGCCAGGCGGGGCAGGACGAGACUGACGUGCUGUUCCGCGCGCUGCGCGACUUCAACUUGCCCAAGAUCCUGGCCCAGGACCUGGUGGUGUUCAACGGCCUGCUGGCAGACAUCUUCCCGCAGACCAACCCUCCCCGCCAGCGCGACCCCGGCUUUGAGGCGGUCGUCAAACAGACAGCGCGGGAGCUGGGGCUGGAGCCGGACGAGGAGUUUGUGCACAACGUGGUGGCCUUAAGCGAGCUGCUGGCCAUCCGGCACUGCGUCUUCCUGAUGGGCCCCACCGGCUGCGGCCGCUCCGAGGUCAUCCGCGUGCUGGCCAAGGCCAUCUCCGCGGGCUGCGACGCCCCCUCCAACCCCUACCUGCAAGCCAACAACAGGAAGAAGGUGGUUGUGCGUGACUUGAACCCCAAGAGCAUAAGCACCCAGGAGCUAUAUGGCUACGUCAACAUGGCCACCCGCGAGUGGAAGGACGGCCUGCUGUCGUGCACGCUGCGCGAGCUGGCAAACGUGCCCGACGACAACCCCAAAUGGAUCGUGCUGGACGGAGACCUGGAUGCCAACUGGAUUGAGAGCGCCAACAGCCUGAUGGAUGACAACAAGCUGCUCACGCUGCCCUCCAACGAGCGCAUCCGCCUGCUGCCGCACAUGAAGCUGAUCUUUGAGAUUCGCGACCUGCGGUACGCCACCCCCGCCACCGCCACCCGCGCCGGCAUCCUGUACAUCAGCGAGGGCCGGCAGUGGUCGAGCCUGGUGGAGUCGUGGUUGCGCCGUGUGUCCAGGGCAUAUGCCGAGAAGGCCAAGUGGGGCGAUGCAGAGGUGCCCCUGCGCUGGCUGCAGGAGCUGUUUGGCAAGUACGUGCCGCCCACCGCCUUUGAGAUGCGCAAGAGCUUCUCCCAUGUCGUGCCGCUGGGCACCAUGAACUUUGUGGGCACGCUGUGCAGCAUACUGGAGGGCCUGCUGCGCCCCGAGAACCUGCCCGCCAAGGCGGAGCAGCCGCUGUUCGAGAUGGCCUUCGUGUUUGCCUGCGUGUGGGCCUUUGGCGGCGCGCUGUGCGAGAAGGAUGGCAUCAAGUACCGGCAGGCCUUUGACAAGUGGUGGAAGGCCACCUGGACUGCGGUGCGCUUCCCCCAGAAGGGCACCGUCUAUGACUACUAUCCUAACUUCAAGUCAGCCAAGUUUUCGCCCUGGGCUGACCUGGUGCAGCCUGUGGAGUACGACGGCUCGGUGCCGAUGUCGCAGGUGUUUGUGCCCACCCCCGAGACCGUGUCCCUGCGCUUCUUCCUGGACAUGAUGCUGUCCCUGCGCAAGCCCAUCAUGUUUGUGGGCGGCAGCGGCGUGGGCAAGACGCAGCUGGUCAAGGGCAAGCUGCAAGCGCUGGGUGAGGACCAGUCGGCUCUGUCCAUCAGCAUGAACUACUUCACCGACGUGGCCUCCUUCCAAAAGAUCCUGGAGUCCCAGCUGGAGAAGAAGGCGGGCGCCAACUACGCGCCCCCCGCCAACCGCCAGCAGAUCUACUUUGUGGACGACCUCAACAUGCCCCGCCUGGACGCCUACGAAACCGCCAUGCCCAUCUCCCUCAUGCGCCAGCACCUGGGCUACGGCCACUGGUACGACAGGGCCAAGCUGACGCUCAAGGCGGUGUCGGGCACGCAGUACGUGGCGUGCAUGAACCCCACCGCUGGCUCCUUUGUCGUCGACCCCCGCCUCCAGCGCCUGUUUGUCACGCUGGCGGUGGAGACGCCCGGCGUGGACUCGCUCAUGAUGAUCUACGGCUCUUUCCUGCACGGCCACCUCAAGAAGUUCUCGCAGGACGUGCAGGAGCUGGGCAACAAGCUGCUGCAGGCGGCGCUGGCGCUGCACGAGAAGGUGGUGUCCACCUUCCGCAAGACCGCGGUCAACUUCCACUACGAGUUCACCGUGCGCCACCUGGCCCAGAUCUUCCAGGGCCUGAUGAUGAGCACGCCCGACAAGUACAACAGCGACCCCUCCAAGCUCAUCCGCCUGUGGCUGCACGAGAGCGAGCGCACCUAUGCUGACCGGCUGGUGAGCGCCGCCGACCUCGCCCAAUUUGGCAAGCUGGUUGUGGCGGUGGCCAAGAAGUACUUCAGCCUGCCAGACAUUGACGACUACUACCGCGCCAAGGACCCCAAGCCGCUCGUCUUCUGCCACUUUGCCGCGGGCCACGGCGGCGAUGCAUGCUAUAAUGAGGUCGUCGAUGCUGCGGGCUGGAAGCGGCUGCAGCGCACGCUGGCAGAGGGGCUGGCCGAGUACAAUGAGACGAAUGCGGUCAUGGACCUGGUGCUGUUUGAUGACGCCAUCAGGCACGUGUGCCGUAUCUCCCGCAUCAUCAGCAGCCCCGGCGGCCACGCGCUGCUGGUGGGGGUGGGCGGGUCGGGCAAGCAGAGCCUGGCGCGGCUGGCGGCCCACAUGUGCGGCUACACGUGCGACACCAUCAUCAUAUCGGGGACAUACACGCUGGCCAGCUUCAGGGAGGACCUGGUCCGCAUGUACAAGCGGGCGGGGCUCAAGGACGAGGGCGUGCUGUUCCUGCUCACCGACUCCCAGAUCGUGGAUGAGAAGAUGGACCGAAAGGACGUCAUCCCAACCCUGCGCAACGAGGUCAAGGGGCGCGGCCUGGCAAAAACCAACGAAAACUGGUGGGGCCUGGUGUAUGUGAAUGACCUGCUGUCCAGCGGCGACAUCCCCGACCUGUUUGCCCCCGAGGACCGAGAGGACGUCAUCGCAGCCAUGCGCAGCGAGGUCAAGGCGCGCGGCCUGCCAGACACCAACGACAACUGCUGGCGCGUCUUCAUCCAGCGGGUCGUCAAGAACCUGCACGUCUGCUUCACCUGCUCCCCCGUGGGUGACGCCUUCCGCGUCCGCUCCCAGCGCUUCCUGGCCACAGUCAACUCCACCACCAUCGACUGGUUCCACCCCUGGCCCGAGGCCUCGCUGCUGUCUGUGGCCCGCAAGAACCUGGAGGACCUUGAGGUGGAGAGCGAGGAUGUGCGCAAGGCGGUGGUGGAGUUCAUGCCCGCCUCCUUUGCGGCGGUGGGCGCCAUGGCCAAGCAGUACCUGCGGGCGGAGCGCAGGCGUGUCUACUCGACUCCCAAGACUUUCCUGGAGCUCAUCAAGCUGUACCGCAGCCUGCUGGCCGCCAAGCGCCAGGCGGUGCAGGCCAGCACGGAGCGGCUGCAGGUGGGGCUGGCCAAGCUGACCAAGACCCAGAAGGAUGUGGAUGUGCUGGUGGAGCAGGCGCGGGUGAUGGCGGUGGAGGUGGAGCAGAAGGUGGCGGCCGCCUCACGCUUUGCCGAGGAGGUGGGGGUGGAGAAGGAGAAGGUGAAUGCGGAGAACGCGGCGGCCCAGGUGGAGGCGGACGCGUGCGCCACCAUCGCGAGGGAGGUGACGGAGCUGCAGGCGCGGUGCGAGAGCGAGCUGGCGGCGGCGGAGCCGCUGGUGGCGCAGGCACAGGAGGCGCUGGACACGCUGACCAAGAAAGAUCUGGGGGAGCUCAAGGCGCUGCGCAACCCGCCUGCCGGCGUGGACGACAUCACGGCGGUGGUGCUGUGCCUGCUGGAGAAUGUGCCCAAGGACAGGAGCUGGGGCGCCGCAUCAAAGAUGAUGAACAACGUCGACGCCUUCCUCGCGCGCCUCAAGGGCUUCAAGCCCACCAUCGACGCGGGCGAGGUGCCCCAGAAGAACGUGGAUGCCUGCCGCUCCUACCUGGAGCUGCCCCACUUCAACAAGGAGGCGAUGAGCAACAAGUCCAAGGCGGCGGCAGGGCUGUGCAGCUGGGCCAUCAACAUCGUGCGCUACUACGACGUGUGGAGCACUGUGGAGCCCAAGCGGCAGGAGCUGGCGCAGGCCAACGCCAAGCUGGUAGAAGCCAACGAGAAGCUGGUGGCGGUGAGGGCCAAGGUGGAGGCGCUGAAUGCGCAGCUGCAGGCGCUGGAGCAGCAGUACGCGGCGGCGGCGGCCGAGCAGGACGCCGCUUUGGCGCAGAGCGAGGCCUGCCAGCGCAAGUUGGACCUGGCCAACCGCCUCAUCACCGCGCUGGCCUCGGAGGGCGGGCGGUGGGCGUCCACGGUGGAGCAGCUGCGCGGCGAUUAUCGUGUGCUGACAGGCGACAUGCUGCUGGCGGCCGCCUUCAUCACCUAUGCGGGGCCUUUCUCCAGCAAGUUCAGGGAGCUGCUGGUGGCGGACUGGCUCAAGUUCUUGCACGAGCGUGGCGUGCCCAUGAGCCCCGGCCUGUCCGACCCGCUCAAGCGCCUGGUGGACGACGCGAUGGUGGCAGGCUGGGUGAGGGAGGGCCUCCCCGCCGACCCCACCUCCGUGCAGAACGGCGCCAUCCUCACCAACUCGGAGCGCUGGCCGCUGAUGCUGGACCCCCAGCUCCAGGGCGUGGCCUGGGUCAAGGAGCGGCUGGCCAAGCAGGGCCUGGUGUGCCUGCGCAUGGGCGCGCCAGACAUGCUGCGAGCCAUGGAGCGAGCCAUCAGCGAGGGCCAGACGGUGCUGUUUGAGAACAUCGGCGAGAGCAUCGAUGCGGUGCUCACGCCAGUCAUCACCCGCGCCACCUUCAAGAAGGCAAGCCAUACGGAGGUUGAGUACAACAAGGCCUUCCGCUGCAUCCUGCACACCAAGCUCAGCAACCCGCACUAUGCGCCUGAGGCCGAGACGACGCUGAUCAACUUCACCGUGACGGAGGGCGGGUUGGAGGACCAGCUGCUGGCGCUGGUGGUGAACAAGGAGCGUGCGGACCUGGAGGAGGCCAAGAGCCAGCUGAUCGUGCAGAACAGCGAGUUUGUGAUCAAGCUGCAGCAGCUGGAGGACGGGCUGCUGGAGAAGCUGAGCACCGCGCAGGGCGACCUCACCGAAAACGAGGCGCUCAUCGUGCAGCUGGAGGAGUCCAAGGCUCUGGCAGACGAGAUCUCGGAGAAGGUCGUGGAGGCGCGGGAGACCGAGAUCCAGAUCAACGAGGCUCGCAACGUGUACCGCGGCGUGGCGUCUCGCGGCAGCAUGCUCUUCUUCAUGCUCAACUCGUUGGGGAGGAUGCAUGCCUUCUACCAGUACAGCCUGCAGGCCUUUGUGGACGUGUUUGAGCGUGGCAUCGAUGCGGCCCCAGGCGGCCGGCGCAAGGCGGUGCUUGCCGCCAGCGCGCAGCAGCACCACGUGACGCUGGCCGACCUGGCUCGCCGCCAGACGCAGCAGCCCGGCAACUUUGAUGCGGUGAUGGAGCUGGCGAGGCGCAGCACGAUGGGCGGCGGCCGCGGGGAGCGCGGCAUCAGCCUGCAGGGCAGCCGGCUGGAGCUGCCGCAGAACGAGUCCAGCACCGGCAGCGCGCGCCAGUCUGUGGUGGGCGAGUCCACACUGAAGCACGCCCGCGAGCGCCUCACACACAUGGGUCAGAGCUGCCCCCGCCGCACCACCCACCAGCACCACCACGGCGGGCGGGGCUCUGUGCUGGGAGGCGCCCUCGAGGACGAGCCCGCCGAGCUGACCCCCGAGCAGCUGGAGGCGCGGCUGGAGGCGCUGCUGCAGGCCUGCACCUACACCGUGUUCAGCUACACGCAGCGGGGCCUGUUUGACCGAGACAAGCUCACCUUCACCUCCCUGCUCACAACCCAGAUCCUGCUCAAGAACGGCACCAUCGACGGCAAGGAGCUGGAGCACCUAUGCCGCUGGCCGCGCGCCGCCACGCCGCCGCCCAUGAGCGAGGAGCUGUCUCAGUGGAUGAGCGAGGGGCAGUGGGCGGCGCUGGCGCCGCUGGCGCAGCAGCUGCCCGCCUUUGGGGGCCUGCUCAAGGAUCUGGAGAAGAAUGGCGAGGAGUGGGAGAAGUGGGCGGCGGGGGAUGCGCCCGAGAGCGUGCCCAUGCCAGGCGAGUGGUGCAAGCUCAGCGACUUCCGCCGCCUGCUGGUCCUGCGCGCCCUCAAGCCGGACCGCCUGCCCGCCGCGCUGGGCGCGCUGUGCGAGCGCGCCAUGGGCGCCGCCUACGUCAACCAGGAGCCCUUCUCCGCAAGGGCGCUGCUGGCGGAGAGCACCCACGCCACACCCAUCUUCUUCAUCCUCUUCCCGGGCUACAGCCCGGGGGCGCGGAUCGAGGCGUACGCCCGCACAGUGGGCCACACCUCUGAGCGCGGCAACUUCACCCUCAUCUCUCUGGGCCAGGGGCAGGAGGGGCCCGCGGAGCGCGCACUGGACAAGUGCAUGAGGGAGGGCGGCUGGGUGUUCCUGGAGAACACGCACCUCAUGGCCUCCUGGAUCCCCACCCUGGAGCGCAAGCUGGAGGCGGCCGCCGACACCGCCCACUCAGACUUCCGCUGCUUCUUCUCGGCGGAGCCCAUCGCCGGAGCGCCCCACGCCGCCAUCCUGCCAGAGAGCCUGCUGCAGGCGCGCGCGGGGGGUGGGACCGCCAUCCGCGUCAGUAACGAGCCGCCGUCCGACAUCCGGUCCAACAUGCGCCGCGCCUGGGCCGCCUUCCCGCCCGACUUCUUCCUCCGCGCCUCCACCGAGCCCAAGCGCGCCGCCCUGCGCUCCAUCAUCUUCGGCCUCUGCUUCUUCCACUCCGUGCUGCUGGGCCGCAAGAAGUUUGGCACAGGCAUCGGGUCUGCCGGCGGCGGCGGCGGGCUGGGCUACUGCCGCGCCUACUCCUUCAACACGGGCGACCUGGCCACGUGCGGCGACGUCAUCCUCAACUACGUGGAGGGCAAGGCGACGGUACCCUGGCAGGACCUGCGGUACCUGCUGGGGGACGUGUUCUACGGCGGCCACGUUGUGGACGACUACGAUCGCCGCCUGCUCAACACAUACCUGCAGAAGCUGUUCACUCAGGAGCUGCUGCCGGUGGGGCCUGGUGCGAGCGAUGGCCAUCAGGCUGCCAUGGACGGCGCGGCCACCGACCAGCCCGCCGACGGCGCCGGCCAGCCGCCGCUGGAGCUGGCCCCGGGCUGGCGGCCGCCGCCUGCUGUGGACUACGAGUCGAUGACGCAGUACAUCGAGACGUCCUGCCCGGCAGACUCCCCCGCGCUCUACGCCAUGCACGGCAACACCCAGCUGUCGCUGCUCAACAGCCAGACCGAGGCGCUGUUCCAGACGAUCCUGGAUGUGGGGGGGCUGGGGGCCGCGGCCUCCGCCGCCGCGGCCGCCGCCGCGGCCGGCGGCGCAGCGGCCGGCGGCGAGGCCGCGGUGCGCGCCAGCCUGGCAGACCUGCUGGGGCGGCUGCCUGCGCCGCUGGGGCUGGUGGACAUCGAGGCGAGGGUGAAGGAGAAGACGCCGUUUGUGGUGGAGGCGGAGCGCAUGAACGGGCUGCUGGGCGAGAUGCGUCGCAGCCUGGAGGAGCUGCAGCUGGGGCUGGACGGCGCGCUCAACAUGAGCCCCGCCAUGGAGCAGCUGGGGGCGGCGCUGGGGGCGGGGCGCGUGCCGCCGUCCUGGAUGGCCUGCAUGAGCACACGGGUGCAGGAGGUGUAUGCGCUGCCGGCCUGGUACGCCGACGUGCUGCAGCGCCACGCCCAGCUGGUGGGCUGGACCGGCGGCGCCGUCUCCCCGCCGCGCUCCAUCUGGUUGCCCGGCCUGUUCAACCCCAAGGCCUGCCUGACGGCGGUGAUGCAGCAGUUCGCGCGCCAGCGCCGCCUGCCACUAGACGACGUUCGCUUUGUGGUGGAGGUGACCGGCAAGCAGCCCGAGGCGCUGUCCGAGGCGGCCCCAGACGGCGGCAUGUACAUCCACGGCCUGACGCUGGAGGGGGCCCGCUGGGACGCCCAGGACGACUGCCUGCGCGACUCGCUGCCCAACCAGCUGCGCCAGGCGCUGCCCGUGCUGCUGGUGCGCCCGCUGACGGCGCAGGCGCACCAGGCGGCGCUGGCCGCGGGCAACCUCUACCUGUGCCCCGUCUACGCCAACGGCCAGCGCGCAAACGUCUACUCCCCCCUGGUCAGCACCUUCACGCUGAAGACGCGGGAGCCGCCCAGCAAGUGGGUGCUGGCAUCCACCACGCUGCUGCUGCAGGAUGAGCUGGCGUGA
Molecule: messenger RNA, 13503 nt
Organism: Chlorella variabilis
Lineage: Eukaryota; Viridiplantae; Chlorophyta; Trebouxiophyceae; Chlorellales; Chlorellaceae
Exons: 85
Coding region: 1-13503 (4500 amino acids)
Biological process (GO): microtubule-based movement
Cellular component (GO): dynein complex
Molecular function (GO): dynein light intermediate chain binding; minus-end-directed microtubule motor activity; ATP hydrolysis activity
Source: RefSeq, a predicted model, not a curated record